AUGCCUGCUGGACAGUAUAUCGAGCGAGAGGCCAGUGGGUCUAAAUCCCAGUUUGCGCCAGGCCAUAAGAUCCCUGUACAACACUUGUCAAAGCCGGGUCUGCAGUCUGACAUGGGAGAUCCCAAGCCUGUGUCUACUCAUAUUCCUACCGAGGAUUACGGUUAUCAGAUCUACAAAGCUGCUGGAAAGCUCGAAGGAAAAAGAGCAAUCAUCACCGGAGGUGAUUCUGGAAUUGGCCGGGCAAUUGCAAUCUUGUACGCAAUGGAGGGUGCGUCAAGUCUAAUUGUUUACUUGCCAGAAGAGGAGUCGGAUGCGCAAGUGACAAAGAAGAGAGUCGAAGAAUAUGGACAGAAAUGCCACACUCUCGCUAUCGACAUCCGCAAGAAGGAGAAUUGUCAGAAGAUCAUCAAUAUGGCCUUGGAAAAGAUGGGUGGCAUUGACAUUCUUGUGAACAACGCCGCGUUCCAAGACAUGCUGAGCGAUAUCAGCGAGCUCGAUGAAUCCCAGUGGGAGAAAUCUUUCGAAACCAACAUUCACUCAUUCUUUUACCUCGCCAAGUAUUCUCUUGUUCACAUGAAGCAGGGAGCUACCAUCAUCAAUUGCGCAUCCGUCAAUCCUUAUAUUGGCCGAGGCGAUCUCCUGGAUUACACCUCGACCAAAGGAGCAAUUGUCGCAUUUACUCGCGCUUUGUCAAACCAGCAGAUAAAGAAAGGCAUUCGGGUCAAUUGUGUUUGCCCCGGUCCAAACCAAGUCUGGACGCCUCUGAUUCCGGCCACAAUGCAAACCGGGCCUAUGGAACAGUUCCAUACAGUGCCGAUUGGUCGACCGGGUCAGCCUAGCGAGGUCGCAACAUGUUUCGUUUUCCUCGCAAGCCAGGACAGCAGCUAUAUCUCCGGACAGUGUUUGCAUCCCAACGGAGGUAUGAUGGUCAAUGGAUAG
Messenger RNA from Penicillium concentricum, 939 nucleotides. Its product is annotated as oxidoreductase, short-chain dehydrogenase/reductase family. The coding region runs from base 1 to 939 and encodes 312 amino acids. Gene Ontology annotation, molecular function: oxidoreductase activity. Lineage: Eukaryota; Fungi; Ascomycota; Eurotiomycetes; Eurotiales; Aspergillaceae. The transcript has 4 exons. The record is from RefSeq and is a predicted model, not a curated record.